This is a messenger RNA of Sitodiplosis mosellana (orange wheat blossom midge), 2851 nucleotides long. RefSeq names its product peptide transporter family 1-like. Bases 300 to 1916 code for a protein of 538 amino acids. Gene Ontology annotation, cellular component: membrane. Lineage: Eukaryota; Metazoa; Arthropoda; Insecta; Diptera; Cecidomyiidae. Gene Ontology annotation, molecular function: dipeptide transmembrane transporter activity. The record is from RefSeq and is a predicted model, not a curated record. Gene Ontology annotation, biological process: transmembrane transport. The transcript has 8 exons.
CUGUUCAACUAAAAUCACCCUAAAAACAGAGACUCAUUGGGAUAUACUUGAAUAUGAGUAAUACAUAUUUUCAAGAUUGUUCGAGUACUAGGGAUUACGAAUGGUCACAUGAAAAUAUUUAAUGAUUGUGGCCAGAUUGAGUGAAGCUUGCCAGUAAUAUUUUUAUGCACUAGUAAUGAGCGAAAGAUCAAUGUGAGUGGAACCAUUCAGUGGAUUACACUGGCAGAAACUGUUGAAGCAGUAAUACCCAUCGAAACUACCGGCACUUAAUUUACAUAUGUAAGAGUUAACGGGAACUUAUGCAGCUUUUUCAUCUACCCAUCAUAGUUCAUAAAAAAAUGGCAGAAAAAGUGAAUGAAGUGGCUCCAGUCUUAAAUGACGAACAUUUGCAAAGGGACUAUGGGACUUUAUUCAAUCCCAACUCGAUAGAUUCCAAUCAAGUGCAAUUGAGGUAUCCUAAAGCCGUGAUAUUUGUGUUACUCUCGAAGUUGCUUGAGUCAUUUGUUGCAAACGGUGUACGAACUGUGUUCGUGACGUAUCUCCAUAAUUCGCUCAACUUUAGCCAAGAAUCGGCUACAAAUUAUUUUCAUAUUUUCAAUUUUUUCGGCCAACUUUGUCCGAUUUUUGGGGCCAUUGUCGCAGAUAAUUACUUGGGAAAUGUAAAAACGAUAUUCUAUCUAUUUUUUUUAUAUGCCACUGGCUGGAUUGCCAUGUCGAUCCUAACAUUUCCACUUUCACUUGCAUCAGCAACCAGCAUACCGUUGAUCAUAACAGCGUUGAUAGUAAUUGCAAUUGGCAAUGGCAGUAUUCGCGCCUGCGUCACGAGUUUGGGCGGAGCUCAGUUUGUGUUGCCCAGGCAAUCUAGGGAUUUGGAUCGUUACUUUUCACAUUAUUAUUUCGUGUAUACGCUUGGAAUUCUACUUUCGAAAAUUAUACCCCCGGAAAUCGAGAAGCGAACGCAUUGCUUUGGGAAAACUGAAUGUUACUCCGCUGUUUUUGGGUCUCUCGGAGUUGUUUUCUUAGCAGCUUGGCUUGUAUUUUUACUGGGUAUGUCCUUGUACAAACGAGAAGUGGUCGCUGAAUCAACAAAUAAUUUAUUGUUUCAAGUCUUUGGCUGUAUUUACGCGGGUGUUAAACAUAAACUUAAAAAUGUGCGUCAUCAUACAUGGAUCGAUGGAACAAAAGACCAAUACACAACACGAUUUAUUGAAGAUGUCUGCACUGUUUUGAAGGUGUUGAAAUUAUUUAUUCCGUUACCAAUGUAUUGGGCUUUAUAUGCUCAAAUCGAUUCAACUUGGACGUUUCAAUCAUCGCAAAUGAAUACGACAGUGUUUGGCUACCCAAUUGCGUCUGAUGAAGCCAAAGCAGCCGCUCCAUUUCUGCUUCUAAUUUUAAUACCCAUUUGGGAGAAACUUAAUCCCUUGAUCCGUGCAAUAAACAUUGAAAUAUCACCUUUGAAGAGUAUGGCAAUGGGUGGAUUAAGUGCUGCGCUUUCAUUUUUCUGUGCAGCAAUUUUGCAGCUGUAUAUUGAGAGUCACACUUCAACGGACAAUUCUAGAUUGUCAAUAUUUUGGCAGAUACCACAGUUUUUACUGUUGAUGUUUGGGGAGGUUUGGCUUUCCAUACCCGGGUUGAAUUUCUCAUUCACACAAUCACCGCCUUCGAUGAGAUCGGUCAUGAUGGCAGCCUGGUUCUGUAAUAAUGCCUUUGGAAAUUUAAUUGUGAUUUUGAUUAAUGAGAUACGUCCAUUUCAGCUAUAUAGUUGUGUUUACUUUUUAUAUGGAUCUCUUAUGUUUAUCUCCGUGAUUACAUUUUCUUGGCUCGCCCGAUAUUAUCAUUACGUAAACUACAAUGAAUUCCAUAAAAGCGACCAAAAUGCAAACGUUGUAAGGCGAUCUAGCAUUGUGUCAAUUUGAUGAUCUUAUAUCAAUUUUCCACGUGACUUAAAUGUUGAUGCUUUAGGAUCUCAUUUCCAGUCAUAUGAAAAUGUUAUAGUUAUUUUGAAGUUUGGAUAAUGAAAAUCCAAUUUCGUGAACUUUUCGAAAAUCGUGAAUUCGAACAAUAAAUUGUGUGUUUGUUCGGAAGUGAAUUUCCCUACAAACGUAGGUAUAAUCACUUAUCCGAAAAGUGUGAUGUCCAAAUGUCUGAAAAGGUUUGUCGGAUUCUAUUUUAUUGAACUAAAUUGCUUUAGUUUUUCUUCAAACAAACAAUGUGAAAAUCUUUGGAUAAAAAUAUAGGGCCUGAUCAUUGUUGAGCAUUUAUUUUUAUUUCAGUUAAUUUAUCAAAAGUUAUACAUAUCUCAAACAACUUUAGUAUACUUUUGCACCUUGAUAAAUAUUUUGGCUAUAAUUUUUUUUCUAUGAGGACAUAUGUGGAGUUAUGUAAUUUUAUAAUUUUUUAAAUGAGUGGUCAUAUAUUUAAAUCAAGCAAAGUAAUCGAAUUACCCAUCAAGCGCUCAACAUAACCUAGAGUUCGUUACCAAACAUUGAAAUCCAAACAGGAAGAAGACAGGAAUAAGAAAAAACUUUCCAAUCUGGCGUUGUAAAUGUUGUCAUUUCAGAGUUGUCAAAUUCCAACUAGAGUUGAAUGAAUUACAAAAUCGUCGGCAAUGACAACAUUUAUAACGCAGGAUUGGAAAGUUUUUAAUAAAAGAAAACAGAGACCCAAUUAUGAUUGCGUUGGUUUUAUUUUUUUACCGAGAGUGUUUUUAUAAUAAAAUUCUUAUAUUAGAUCUAAAAAAAUACAUACAACUUUCAAUUAGAUCAUAGUUUAGAGACUAAUUGGGUUUUCACUUGCUAAACCUAAAACUUAAAAUUUGAUUUUGAAUAAAUGAUGACAAAAACAAAAUGUG